AAAGACGCAGUAUCGGGUGCCAGGCAGGCACUGCAGUAAAUACGGAGCAGUUGUUACUAGAUCUGAGCUGUUAUGAAUAUUUAAUCCAAUUGUUCUCUGCAUUUUCUUCUCCAACGGUAAAUGCUGUGAGAAAAAUCCAUUGACUGCCGCUGAUCUCAUCAUUUAGAGUUCAGAACAACGAAACUAGAAUUGUUUCUUUGGUUUCCCACAACAGCAAUUAACAAUCGCGAAGCGGUACCAACGGGAAGAUGGACGAUCUCUUCGGUAAAAAGAAAGAGGUGGUUCCCAUACUUGACCUCUCCCGGUCGACAGCAAUGUCACGGGAGGAGUUCAAAAAAAUGCACGAGAAGGUUCCGGAUUACAAAAUGCGUCCAAUCAAGGUAAGACCCGAGGAGAUUAGGUUAAAAGAUAAAGAUGUCAGCUAUAAAAUGCCCAAGAAAGAGGUGAGAAUGCUAAUCAAAAAUGGUGGAGAAAGGGACAAACUUUACACGUACAUGGAUCCAAUACCGGUUGAGAUGAGAAAUCUGGUGAUUAUGGAACUGUGCAGUGUAUCGAUCGAUUGGAAGAUGCUAACGCCCCAGAGACCGAAAACUAAAACUGAGGAGGAAUACUUUAGCAAACUGGUAGAAUUGGGUAAGUUGCAAAUCAAAACCGAGCAACGUGAUAAACGUGAGAAUCAGCUCUCAUCGUCGGUACGCAAGGUGAAGAACAGAUCCGGCAUUAUCGAGUCUCGCGUUUUCACCUGUCACGAGUGCCUGGAGGAGUUUUGCAAUGGGAAAGUAUGCUUGGACUUCAACUACGAUCUGUACACGCGAGUGGUACCGAAAGCGUCCAUUCAGAAAACCAAUUCGCAACAACAGAUCACGACCUCCAAGGUGCUGGCCGAACUUAAUCAGAAAAGCAUCGAUAGUGGGAGUGGUGGCAGCAUGAAAAAAGGACGCCGUCCCAUCCGUCGAAAAUCGAAAACGAAGUCAAAGUCAACAGAAGAAGACGAUGGCAAUCAGAGUGCCGGUGGUGGAGGAGUUACUGCUUUGACCGGAAAGAAAAAAAGCAAAAAAUCUCCUCGGAGUAAAAGUCCAGCAAAAUAAACAGAAAAAGCUAGUGUUUUUGUCCUAAGCAUAGCAGAUACAUUUCACAACCUCACUAGUAUAAUUAUAACAGUA
This is a messenger RNA of Topomyia yanbarensis, 1163 nucleotides long. RefSeq lists its product as uncharacterized. The record is from RefSeq and is a predicted model, not a curated record. Lineage: Eukaryota; Metazoa; Arthropoda; Insecta; Diptera; Culicidae. Bases 249 to 1088 code for a protein of 279 amino acids. The transcript is spliced from 2 exons.